AUGCAUGGAGAUUACAAACAGGAUAUAGCAGAGAUUUUGAGGAAUAAAUCAAGAUUGGGAAACUGGGCUGUAUGUGGGAGUUAUUUUCAGACGUUUAUCAUAGAAGAAGGGCGCGGUCGUAAUAAUGAGGAGGUUAAAAUAUUGCUUUGUUUUAUGCCAUCAUCAUUCAUGUACUUUGAAAAAGUGAGCCCGUUGAUUUGUUACAUAACUUAUGAAUCUGUAAAGAAACAGUGUCUUGCACAAGGAUUCGAAAAUACUGAUCUAAUUUUUGAUGAAAUGUGCAGGCAGAUCAAAGGUAGGAAUACAGUAGAUUAUAAAGUCCGGAAAAACUUGGAAUUUAAGAUUGAUUUGUCAAAUGUUAUAAGUGUUACAUUUAAAUUUCCUUUAAUUAAAGCAGAUACUGCCAGUCAUAUUUUAGCUAAAUCCUUCACGAGAGAAAUUCUCGAAAGCAACAAAAUUUUAUGGCAUUUAAAAGAUGAUUUCAUUAAUUUAGUAAGAGAAAAGGAUAGAGUUAUCGAAUUUAUGAAAGGUACUAUUAAGGAAUUGGGGGGAGAGACGAUAGUGAAAAAAUGGGCACCUGUGGGGUCAUUUAAUUACAGUGCAAUUACUGAAUUUGAUGUGCAGUCACAAACGAGAAAAUCAUUCGAAGAAACCGCCAGUAGUAACAGAGAUGACCUCGAAGUUACUCGGAACAUGUUACAACUGUUGCAAGAUUACAGAGAAGUUCAAUUGAGAGUUGCAAAGACCAAGAACGUUGAAAUAACGGGACUAGAACGUCUAUCCACUUCAGAAUUGUCCUCCUUCGAGGAGGAUGAGGGGACAUAUUCUUCCACAGAAGAAUCUGCUGCAUCCACACCAACCUCUUCACCUUUCGAUGAAGUCUCAGAUAGUAACGGCAAGAGAUCUUUGCCGCCAACAGAAGAAAUGUCUCUCACCGAACAUACAGUUGAUGCGAUUGAUGUGGGGUCCUCCAUCAAUACAAACGCAACUGCUAGUAACUUAGAAUCACCGAGUAAGAAACGUAAAUUUGGUAAAAUAAAGAUCGACCAAUGA
Molecule: messenger RNA, 1053 nt
Organism: Kazachstania africana CBS 2517
Lineage: Eukaryota; Fungi; Ascomycota; Saccharomycetes; Saccharomycetales; Saccharomycetaceae
Gene: NEJ1
Product: Nej1p
Exons: 1
Coding region: 1-1053 (350 amino acids)
Source: RefSeq, a predicted model, not a curated record